Messenger RNA from Pelmatolapia mariae (spotted tilapia), 3405 nucleotides. RefSeq lists its product as uncharacterized. Gene Ontology annotation, cellular component: cytoplasmic vesicle; apical plasma membrane; bicellular tight junction. The record is from RefSeq and is a predicted model, not a curated record. Gene Ontology annotation, biological process: bicellular tight junction assembly. The transcript is spliced from 15 exons. The coding region runs from base 1 to 3288 and encodes 1095 amino acids. NCBI's taxonomy places the organism in Eukaryota, Metazoa, Chordata, Actinopteri, Cichliformes, Cichlidae.
AUGAAGAUGGAGCUGCCAGGCAGGAGAAAAAGAGGAAGACCUCAGAGGAGGUUCAUGGAUGUAGUGACAGAUGAGGAUGCUGGGACAGGAGGUGCUAAAGUCAAAGCUGCGAUGUUUUCAGGAGUCUCCAGAUUUGACCGAGUGAGGGAGAUGCCACUCUAUGACCAGGUCCCAGCGGAUUCCCUGUAUGGGGACCUUGCGAUACCUCCACCUCCACAACUCCUGCAUGGGACAGUGCCAGCUGUCAGCUUAGACUCCCUGCCCCCUCCCCCUCUACCUGAACAGCCACCUGUUGGACCUGAAGCUUUCUAUCCCCCCAGCAAUGACGACCCAAUGGACGAAGACCGUGACGCUAUGGACAUUAAGCCAGUUCGCCGCUUCAUCCCUGACUCUGUCAAGAACUUUUUCCGUGGCAACAGCAGUAACCGUGGUAGCAAGGGUGGGUCUGGCCCUGAUUCCCCUGCUCCUUCAUCCAAAAAGAGUGCUAAGUGCCACACCACAUCAGGAGUCCCCUGCUCACCGCCUCACUCUGCCCCUCCAUCUCCCUCCCUUCCAGGCUCCUGUCGAGACCGCUAUGGUGGCUCUGGAGGCAGCUACACAUCUCAAAAGGUCCGAGAUGGACUGCUGCUCGGUGCCGAAGCAUUUGACUCUGCAUCUGCAGUGCCCACCAAUGUCUCAGUUCAGACGUACCAGGAGCGGGUGGAAGAAUAUCAUGCGCGCUACGCCUACAUGAAGUCAUGGGCUGGCUUGCUAAGGAUCCUGGGGGGUGUGCAGCUGCUGCUUGGAGCUGCAGUGUUUGCCUGUGUCUGCGCUUACGUUCAUAAGGACAACGAGUGGUUCAAUAUGUAUGGAUACUCUGGGCCGCAGCUGUAUGGAGGGCUUGGUGGAGGUGCUGCUGCAUAUGGGUCUGGGGGUUAUUUAUACACAGGACCCAAGACGCCUUUUGUUCUGGUUGUGGCUGGCCUUGCAUGGAUAGUGACAGUUAUUCUGGUUGUUCUUGGCAUGACCCUGUACUACAGAGCCAUCCUUCUGGAUUCCUCAUGGUGGCCUCUAACAGAGUGUUCCAUAAAUCUGGUGCUGGGUGUGCUCUAUUUAGCCGCAGGGUUGGUGUAUGUGAAUGACACAACUCGAGGGGGGCUGUGCUACUCGCCAGUCUUCAAUAAUGGAGUGAACGGUGCAUUCUGUCGCACCGAGUCCGGCCAGACAGCAGCCAUUGUCUUCAUCUUCAUCACCAUGGUGCUCUACUUUAUUAGUGCAGCGGUGUGUGUGAAGCUGUGGAGACAUGAAGCAGCCAGGAUGAGGAAAGAGGGGCUGGCACAGGAGAUAAGAACCAUUGGCUCAUCUGUCCCACUCUCUAUACUUGGUCCAUCCUCCAGGGUGUCGGAGCAGACCCCUCUCCCCACCAUUCAGCCAGACAUCAUGGAUGCUCCCAACCACUUAAAAGCUGCUCCUCUCAUGGCACCAGAGCCAGAGAUCCUCCGAGGUCACAUACCAGCCGGACACAUCCCCAAACCUGUUGUUAUAGCCGACUAUGUGGCGAAGUAUCCCAGCAUUUACACAGAUGAGGAGAGGGACCAGUACAAGGCUGUGUUCAAUGACCAGUAUGCUGAGUACAAAGAACUGCAUGCUGAGGUCCAGGCCAUGGCCAAGAAGUUCGAAGAGAUGGAUGAAAUGAUGGCGAACCUUCCAUCCCGGCCCUCCAGCCAAAUGGAGAAGGAGCGGAUAAAUGGUAUUUUAAUGGAAUAUCAGAGGAAGAAAGCUGACCCAACAUAUUUGGAAAAAAGAGAGAGGUGUGAGUAUCUAAAGAACAAGCUCUCUCACAUCAAACAGAAGAUUCAAGAGUACAACAAGUCCUACUUGGUGUUUUCUUUUCCAUGUCUUGACAAUGACCACAACUCUUCUUCUCUCCUCUGUUCCAGCCACAGGCACAGUGAAGUCAUGUCCAACCCAGCAUUUUCCUAUUAUCCUGGAAAUAAGGUGCUUCACUUCUAUCGCUGGACUUCACCACCUGGUGUGAUGAAGAUAAUGUGCAUCAUCAUUAUCAUCAUGUGUGUGGCUGUGUUUGCCUGUGUGGCCUCCACACUGGCCUGGGAUUACGAAAUGAGUCUCAUGGGGGGCGGAACUGGUCUCCUGCCAGGCUCAUAUGGCAGUGGAUAUGGAACCGGUUAUGGGGGCUCUUAUGGGGGUGCGUAUGGUGGCUCAUAUGGUGGCGCAUAUGGUGGUUCCUAUUCCGGCUAUGGAGGAACACAAAUGGAUCCCAGAUCUGGCAAAGGCUUUAUCAUUGCCAUUUCUGCCAUUACCUUCAUAGCUGUGCUUAUUAUAUUCAUCAUGGUUGUGUCAAGGCAAGGUACUGCCCGUUCAUCAAAGUUCUACCUGGCAUCAAUCAUUAUCUGCGCCAUCUUGGCAUUCCUGAUGAUUAUUGCCACUAUUGUGUACCUGGUGGCGAUAAAUCCAACAGCACAGUCCACGGGGUCUAUGUACUACAACCAGGUAGUACAGAUGUGUGCCCAGUUCCAGAACCAGGUCCAGCCCCAGGGCCUCUUCUUAAACCAAUACCUUUACCAUUACUGCGUGGUGGAGCCCCAAGAGGCCAUCGCUGUGGUUAUGGGCUUUUUGGUGUUUGUUGCCCUCAUCAUCCUGCUUGUGUUUGCGGUCAAGACUCGCCAACAGAUCAGGCGCUGGGGCCCAGAACGCAUUCUCUGGGAGGAAGUCAAGGUUGUCAAUGUUGGUCACCACAACAGCGUUGGGGAGUGGGUGACCAACGUGUCUGGUGAUCCAGAGGUGUUUGUUAAUGACCAUAACGAUAAAGUUGGGGCCUCUAGAGACUAUUUAGACCAGCUGGACUACAACAAGCCUCUAUACCUACCAGGAGACUCUGACAUCAGCAGCUAUGUGGGAGGCCUGCAGCCCAGGCUGAGGGACUACGACACUGGUGUGGAAUCUGGGGAUGACCUAGAGGAAGAAGAUUUCAGUGUUUUGUUUCCCCCCAUUUUGGAUGAGCAAGAGCGUCUGGCCUACAAACAGGAGUUUGAUAGGGAUCACCAAGAAUACAAGAACCUACAGGCUGAGCUGGACGGCAUAAACCAGGACCUGGCCGACCUGGACCGAGAACUGGACCGACAUUCUGAUGGCAGUCCAGAGUUCAUGGAUGCCUUGAGUGACUAUAACAGGCUGAAGGACUUCAAGAAGUCAUCAGAGUACCAGAUUAAGAAGAAGAGGUGUAAAUAUCUCAGAUCCAAACUGUCGCACAUCAAGAGAAAGAUCAGUGAAUAUGACCGUCGACCCUGAACCUUCAACCCAAGACCCUGUCUAUGAACUGAACUCUCCAGUUUAUGAUGAACUCGUGUAUGAUUAUUAUAGUGAUGCUCUUGCCUAUGAAAUGCAUUUUUAUAAGCCAAUCAAGUA